GGAAUUGCAACCCCAAAUCCUGCAACUCCUGUCUCUGGCUUUUUCAUCCCAUUUGUGUAGAUCUGAACAAAACCACUGUACUUUUCUGUUAUUCAAAAGCUGAACACACUCUUUAAAUCUUCUGUCCUCUUUUUGCCCCUCCUAAUCUCAAAAAGGAACCAGACUACUUAAGGGCACUUCAGUGUUGGCACUGUUGCUGGAAAUUGAGCUGUUUGACUCACUUGGAACUUAUCUACAGACAGUUCUUUUGCUAAUUUGUUCCCUCCCUUUGCAAAAUGUUCAGCAGGACUCUUCCCGUUUUCCAGACAUCCUGCUGUGUUUGUUUUGUUGGAUAACAUUUGCCUGCCUUCGCAAAUUUACCCAGCAAUUUAUUAUUAUUUGCUUCCUCCUGAGCUCCAAAGGCAUUUCUCCAGUCUUCACCUGCAACACUAUACAUGGUGUUGAUCUAAAUGCUCUGCAACAAACCCUCAAUGAAUUUGCCUGUAUGAAGUCAAGUGUAUUUAGAUGACUUCUUGCUGCUGAACCAUAUGCUACACUUCCAUAGUUUAGUGCUGAUCUUUCUAAUGCAAUAUAGAUUCUUUUUAAUGAAAAACUGCUUACUCACCACGCUCCUUCUUCAAAGCAUGGCCGUACAUUUAUUACUUGUUUGCUUUUUUCUUUCUUUUUAAUGUCAAUUGGUAGAUUUAUUUUAUGUAAACCCACAAAACUUUGAAAACUUAUUACAAGCCGGAGGCAUGCAACGUGACUUGCCAUUGAAUCAAAGAUUUAGAUGCCAAGUUUAGCACUGAAAUAUGAUCAGUAAUAACUGAUAUUUGUGACUCUCAGAGACCUAGCUUUAAGUAAUCUAAAAUGUCUGACAGCGUUUUAACAGAAUUUUACUGAGUCCAUUUGUUACUGAUUUGAUUUGGGUUUGGUGAAAUAACUCCAAGAAAUUAAGCUUCUUAUUUUUAAACCAAUGGCAAACCAAACUUAAUCUUUUACAUUGAUCUUAAUGUGUAACAAAGCACAACCUUAAAUAUGUAACUCCAACUUAGUUGGAAUUUGACUGUGUAGUGCAGAAAAAAUAAAAGUGCUCAUAUGCCAACAAAUAAAUAAAGCAGGUAACCUUUCUCUGUGUCACAUUAUUGGAAGAGAUCUAACUCAAUCAGCACAAAACCCCAGAGGGAUAUGCAAAAUACUUUAUAUUUAAUGUUUUUCUGUGAUAUUAGAUCGUUUUUAGCUGUUUUCUUGAGCUUUCAGUUGAUCUCAUUAUCUAAGUCUUUGAUUCACUUGCACCAUCAGAACACCAGAUGUUCAUAACUUAUUAGUAAAGCAUACACACAUAGAGAAAACACACUAGAUGAUUUUUCAUCAAGCGAUCCAGUACAGUUUGCUGUACUUUAUCAUUUCCAUUGCCUAAAGAUGAAGCUGCCUGAUUAAUUGAUGCAUACAUCCUGCUUUUUUGGGUACCUUCCUGUUGAGGUACCAAGUUUACCCAUGACAGUUCAUCACAGGCUCAAAUAAAGAGCCAUGCAAGUAACUUUUCACAAAAUAAGUCACAAAAUAAUUGUGCACAGACACAUUUUCAAAAUUAAGGCAUUGUGUGCAUAACAAGGGUAGUCUUCAUAGACAAAUCAGAUGGGCUUUGCAUUUGGGCUUGAGCAUAUUAAUAAAAUUCCCAACUAACAGCCUGACAACUCGCUAUUUAUUUAAGGAUAUGAAAAUGAGUUAGAAAGGAUAUUGGAGCCUGGCCCACACUCCGGGUCAAUAGGUGGCGGUAAAGCCCAAUAUAAAGCUGUCCAGCCGCCGUUAAACGCUACAAAUUAGGAGAGGAAGAAACCAACUUCAACAGCGUUAGCACAUUUGGCUAGCCGAUAACAAAGCUAAACUAACCGUGAACUUAAGUUGUGUCUUUGUUAUACUGUGGAAGAUUAACACAAAAAACACGACAAUUUCUUAAAAUGUCUAAAUGUCCCGCUUCUUAUCCAGGGAAUAGACAUAUAACAGCGACUUUAGCGCAGUUUAAGUUUGGCUCGCUUAGGACUACAUUUCCCAGCAACCCAACAAAAUAAACGUGUUUUUGUAGGAAGUAGCUCUCAACAGAACAUUACCGUGUCAUCCGGUUGAAGAGUCGAGGACUGAGCUCGGGCGAUAACAGCAGUAAGUAUAAUAUUAUAUGCAUGCACAGUCGUAGGCUGCUGUGUUCGCUGUGUUGUGGACGAAGCUAUGACUGAGUGAAACUGAAAGAAACAAGGUGAGGACAAAGGGAGAGAAGGUGGUGGAGGGUUGGUGUUGUUUUUUAGCUCCUAGACCUUGAAUGCCAAAGAGGAAUGCUAGCCUGUGGCAGGCAAUAAAAACAGAGCUAACGGUGCUGCAGCGUUUUGCAUUUCUCUACAACAAAAUGAGGUUUUUUUCUUCUUCUGAGGCUCACACAUCAUGAUUUUCUCUGAUAUGAGGCUACACUGCACCGAUGUUGUGUUGGUUGUUGUUGAGCUGAAACAGUACAGUUGUUGUCUGUCUGCUCACCUCCCCUCCCCUCUGUCUCUGACAAGUCCACAUGACAGCAAAUCCUCCACCCCCUCCCACCCAGUGUUUACUCAUUGACAGGCCAGGACUCCAAAUUUCACUUGAAGCUUCUGAAUAAAGUUGUAACAGGUGCCAAAACUAAAUGCUUUUGGUACUGGUGCCUUUUAACAUACAAACCUGUAUUGCAAUGAAGUUAGGGUGAAUAAAACCAGAAAACAAUGAUUUGCAAAUCCUCUUGGACCCAUAUUCAAUUGAAUACCCUUCAACGACAAGAUGUUUAAUGUUCAAACUGAGUAGCUUUAUUGUUUUUUGCAUAUUUUCACUCAUGUUGAAUUUGAUGUCUGUAACAUGUUCCUAAUAAGUUGGAAUAGGGUCAAAAAAAGACACCUAAGGACUGCUCCAAAAACCUCUGUUUGGAUCCUUCCACAGGUGGACAGGUUCACUGGAAAUAAGCGAGUGUCAUGAUUGAGGAUAAAAGGUGCAUCCCUUACAGGCUCAGUCCUUCAUGAGCAACACAGGGUCAGGUUCACCACUUUGUCAACAACAGCAUUAGCAAAUAGUCCAAGAGUUUAAGAACGUACUCAUUGUAUAACUGCAGGAAUUUAGUGAUUUGAUCAUCUACAGUCUAUAAUAUCGUCAAAAGAUGCAGAGAAUCCAGAGAAAUCUCAGCUGGUAAGCAGAAAAGCUCAAAACCAACACAGAAUUACUGUGACCUUUAACCACUCUGGCAGCACUGUGUUUAAAACCCACACCAUUCUAUUAGGAUUUUACCACGUAGGUUCAGGAGGACUAAAAAAAAAAAACAUUGUCACAGUUUGUGUCUACAUGUAAAGCGCCAGUUCAAACUCUACCAUACAGUCUGUUUUCAGGUCAAAGUUCAAAAGCCAGCAUCUGUGAUGGUAUUGGUGUGUUUGUGUCCAUGGCUAAAUGUCACAUCUGUGACAGCCCCAUUAAUGCUGAAAGGGACAGACAACAUAUGCUAUCAUUUAAGUCAAGACUGUUGAAUAACUGAAGUAGUACAUCAAGCAAGAAUGGGAAUAAAUUCAAUGAUUACUGUCCUUUGUUCCCAAACGCUUAUUGAAUGCUGUUUGAAGGAAAGGUGAUGUAACACAGUGGUAAAUGUGACUCUGUCCCAGCUUUUUUUUAAAUGUGUUGCAGGCACCAAAUUCAUAAUAAGCAAAGUUGUUGUAUUUUGUUUUUAUUUAUGUUUUACACAGCAUAUGAACUUCACCGGAAUCGGUUUGUACCAUAAAAGCAAACUAGGCCAUAAGCUGUGACUAUUAAUGUUUAUUUAUUGUUAACUUAAAUGCUUGUAAUCACUCAGACACUAUAUAAACCACACAGUGAUAUAAAAAUGAACAAUAAAAAAAAAAAAUCAAGAUGGGCAUUGGUCAGAGAUGCUAAAUAUUGAUUACUUGCCCAAGUCUAGGGUGCAUACUUAAACUGCUGGGCCAACUAGAGCCCUCUGAGGAGAUAUUUAAUUGUUUUGCUGCUAUAUUUUAUUAAUUUAGGAGCACUGUGUUCUGGUAUCUGCACCUCAUUAACAUAUUUGUGUGUAUCAUCUUCAGUUCUAUAAAACCUGUCAAUGUUUUUGUUUUUUGCUGAUGUUUCUAAGAUCUUAUAAUUAGGAUAUUUUCAAUGCACAGUCUUGAUUGGAUUACAGUUUUCUGGGUUUUUAGUAGAUAGUCCUGUUUCGUGCAGCUCGUUGAUCUUUGACCUUUUACUGUUUGGUUUAACCUCGAUCAUAAUCAAAACUAAGCGAUGCAUGUUGUGAAUUUUCUAAAGUUUGUGUGUUACCCUCCUCCAGGUGACGAUCAGUCCCUGACUGCCACAUCUCGGGGUCCAGCCAUGAAUAAACAACCGUCCAAGGAGAGUGUAAAGGAUAAAGUCAAGGCAAUCUUUGGACUGGGACCCCCUCGGCCACCAAGCAAGCAGAAUGAGACUAAACUUUCAGAGCUGAUUAUAACAAAUGACAUUCUGAAGGUGUGCACCAGAGACUAAACAGCAUUUUGUACACAUCAAAAUGUCUUUUUUUUGUUUCCUCAUCAUAUUUUCAUUGUGUCAUGAACUUUUUCAGGACCUCCAUCCAGACAAUGGCUUAAGCAACCGCGUGCGUGUAAUGAAUCAUGUCUGCGAUCUGGCCAAGACCAAAAAAUUUGAGGAGGUGAGGCUACUCCCUGUCUUGUUACGCUGACAAAACAGUAGAUUUAAUCCUUUUUGUGUGUUGAGUUUGCGUGUUGACUUGAGUAAUCUGUUUCAGCAUGCAGUGGAAGCAGUAUGGAAAGCAGUGGAGGACAUGCUGACUCCAGAGCAGCCGCCUGAAGCCAGGCAUGCCGUCCUUCAGCUGUUGAGGGCCAUUAUUCAGGGACAGGUAUAGAGGCACAAUACACACACACCAUGCCUGGGUGUAAAUGAUGUUGCAGUCAUUGCAUAAUGUGUCGUUGACUUUGUUUUUUGAAGGGUGAGCGACUUGGUCCUCUGAGAGCCUACUUUUUUAAAGUGAUUAGAGAUUACCAGCCCUGUAAUGAGGACCUCUCGGAUAGGCUAGAAGUCUUCAAAGCCCUGACUGAGAACGGCAAAGAUAUCACGUACCUGGAGGAGGACAUAGGUAUGUUACAACUGUAUGUUGUUUGUGCAUGUUUUUCCCCCUUUUGUCUUCCCUAGCUCUGCCCAGGCUAAGUAUAUGAUUGGCAAUCAGCUUUACCUUGUCCAGAAGGUCUAAGAUUACGUUUACUGGCUAUUUUUUAUAAACAGACAUUUCACCCUCUUUGUUUACAAAAAAAAACUGCGUGCACACCUCUGCGUUUUCAGAAGACCUUUCGUUUACACUAACCCAUGCAUAUAUUCCGUCAAGAACAUAUCAAACAUGUGGGUGGCAAUGUAGCGAGAAGCUCAAGCUCACGUUUGCCAACCAGAAUCCUGCAUGGCAGCAACAACAACAAUGUGCCUUCCUUCUUUCUUGCGCACAAUCUGCAGUUGGCGACCCAAAUCUCAGUUUACCGAAGUUUUUCUCUGUAUCCAUGAAAAUGUUCAAAGGUAGUUUUCCAAAUCUCCACUCUGGCCGGAGUUUUAAAAAGCAACAUUUUCAGGGGUGAAUUCUCCAUUUGUGUCUAAACAAAGGGCGCAAAUGACGGUUAGGGUCUCCGGUUUUAAAAAUAAAUGGGUACGUAAACCCAGGAGCUGUCUGCAGAAGGGAGAGGCAUUCUGAGGGGAGCUGCUGCCCUGCUGUCUCUCAUUGACAGCUCUCUCUCUCGUUGAUCUUUAGUUAAUCUUGAUGAAUUAUUUAACUCUGUGUGUCUUGUUCAAAUAAAUUCCUUGGUCAACUUUUUAAGGGUGUUACCUGUGACUUUUAAAUGGGUCAAUGUGUGAUUUGUGGGGUUUAACAAGGUUACAUACAUAUACUCUGUCAUUGUAUGCUUCAGUAGUGUGCCAUGUCCAUAAUGAUGACAAGCUAACUGAUGAUCUUUGCCCCCUUCGCCCCCAGCACGGUUUGUUCUCCUUUGGAUGGAAAUCGGACUCGCCUCAGAUUUUCUGAAUGUUCUCGUCAAUCUGGUGAAAUUCAACAGCUGCUAUCUUGACCAAAAUGUCUCCAUCAUGGUCCAGUAAGUCAUAAAUACAGAUAAUAGAAAUAUUGUGUUUAUAUGCAGGUAAAUAAAGAACAUUUUUCCUUCUUUCUUUUUUUUUAUCUGCAGAAAAAUCUGUCUCCUGUGCAACAGAACAACAUCAUCAACAGACAUAGAGGUAUGUGUUAUCUUUGUCACAGAAUCUGUUACAGUAAAGCAAAAGAAACGUCUGUGUAACCUGUAGGAGCACAAUCAAAUAUCUGCUGCUUAAACAUCUCAUUAGUAUUUAGUAGAACAUGCUGAUUGCCCCUGUCUACUUUUGGUGGCAUCACGGAGUUAAUGUUCAUCAAACUUGAUAAAACCCAUUGAGUACAGUACUUCCAUGUAAGCGUUGAAAGGGUUAACAGCCACACAUAACACACAGACAGAAAAUCUUUCUCAUCAAGUGCUCUUCUGGUUCGAUUAUGUUAAGAGGCCUGGGAUAUUGAUGUGCAUCCAGUUAAGAUUCUGAAACAUGCUGAAUCCUAAAUGUCUCCUUGGAUAUCAUCAGUGACAGAAAAAUAUAUUACAUCUGAAAAAUCACAAAAAAAAGAAAGGGACCUGUCAAUGUUGAAGUCAGUCUGUGAUGCUUUAUCAUAAACACAGAUUUUUAUUGGAGAAUUAAUGAAAAAUGUUUGAUAUUAUUGACUUAAUUUUCCUCAGGAGACUGACACUAAACUUCAUAUCCAACACCAGUCUCUUAAGUGCAAGACUUUUUAUUAAUAUUGCUUAUCUGCUGCCUUAGUAUCUCCUCCUUGAGCUUGUUUUUGAAUGUUUUUUUUAACUAAUUGUUAAGGUGGCACUACAAGUACUGGAUGCAGUGGUGUGUUACAACUGCCUGCCCUCGGAUUCUCUCACAGUCUUUAUCAUCACACUUUGUCGGACAGUCAAUGUGAAGGAGUUUUGUGAGUCCUGCUGGAAAGUGAGUCAACCAACUCAUCCACACCUUUUCCCUUUUAUCCCGGGGUGUUUUGUGAAAAGUAUUGAUUGAUAAAACUGUUUUCUCUUAUUUGUUGUUCCGUCUUGUUGUGCGUGGUCGCUUCAGUUGAUGCGAAAAGUUUUGGGAACUCACCUCGGCCACAGUGCCAUUUACACCAUGUGCCGUAUAAUGGAAGAAAGGUAUCAUCCUUAGUCCACAUGUAAUUCUUUGUCUGUGUUGGAUGAUAAAACAUGUUAUAACUAGCGAUACACUUCUCCUGACAUGUCUGUGAUGCUGUCUGCAAUCUCCACCAGGGUGUACAUGGAGGAUGCACCGCUGUUGAGAGGAGCUGUGUUCUUUGUUGGGAUGGCGCUUUGGGGUGCACACAGACUGCCUGCCCUCAAAAAUACACCUACGCUUGUUCUGCCAUCAUUUUACAAGGUAACACACAUAAACGUACAGUAAAGUGCAGUCAGAUAGCAGGGACUGGCUGUUAUGUGAUGUGGUGGCAUAUAAGCAGGAAUCAUUUUCUCUUUUAAGCAAAAAUUCAAACAAAAGUAAUGAACACCUGACAACACAAUCCAGGAUUUUUUUUUCAACAAUAUUUUUAUUAGUUUUGUACAGAUUAAUACAGUACAUCUUAUGAAAGAGCGCAAGAUACAAUGAAAACACAUCACAAACACCCCCUUUCCCUUAAGACCCUGUCUACUGCUGGAAUUCCUAUUACUGUGCUUAAAUAACAAAGCCUGGAGCUAAAACAAAACAAACGAACAUAAAAAAAAAAAACAAGUAAGUGCUGGAAUUUGGGUUUUGUAGAUCGUGAAAAAUAUAAAACGUUGCGAAAUAAAAAAUAAAAACAAUCAAGGGUUUUAAUUGUCCAAAAUAAAAUUAUUCAGUAAUGCUUUCUUUUAUGGUACACUUAUUACCAGGUAAUUACCAAGUAACAACAUGAAAUUAUCUGGUAAUUACAUGAUAACUACUAAGUCAUUACUGUCUAGUUACCAGGUAGGUAACCUUCCAUCAUCAUACAGAUUUGAAGCCGAAUUGCUCUGGUAUUUCCAGGAUUUUCUCUGCUUCCUGGAACCACCACUUGCGCAGUAGCAUUGUACGCAUUCAGCGGGUGAGUCGCUGUGAUAACGCUCGGCUCAAACAGCGUAUCGCUACGCAAUCUUCGCACGAGCAUAGGCUGUAUCUAGUGUCAAUCAUAGAAAAUAAGAACCCCAAAUAGCUUUUGGAAAUGGAGCUGCACAUAAAAAAGAGAAAAAAAGAAAAAGUAGACAGUAUUGACUUAGUAGUUAUCAUGUAAUUACCAGAUAAUUUCAUGUUGUUACUAGGUAAUUACCUGUUAAUUACCUGGUAAUAAGUGUGCCGUAAAAGAAAGCGUUACCAAUAAUUCUGUCACUUUCAUCAAGCUUUCAGUUAGUGAUUAUCAAAUAAUGCACAGAAGCAACAUUAUAAAUCUGAAAUAUUUGGAGCCAACAAAUAGCUGGCCGUGUGCUGCUGUCGAUAAGUGUGUCACUCAUAAAAAUGGUGUUUUUUAUCUUUAAUAUCAUUAUGAAAACAAAGUUAUUGUAGGUUAGUGUCCUGUUCUUAUGAGACAAGAGAGGAGACUGAACAAUUUUAGGUUGACUCAACAGCAGGUUGUUUGUACUUGAUACAAUGAUUGAUUAAACUGUGAUAAUCAUUGCUGACCUCUUAAAAACAGGCCAUGUCGUGUGCCAAUGAGGUGGUGUCCUAUGAGAUUGUCCUCUCCAUCACCAGACUGAUCAAGAAGUACGGCAAAGAGCUACAGGUGGUCACAUGGGACAUCCUGCUGGGAAUCAUCGAGCGACUAUUGCAACAGAUCCAGGUAUGCACACGAGCAGACACACACACACAUCAUGACAACUUCAUCUUCAUUUAUCACCGGGUGGUCUGUCCCAUAUGUUUUUACAGAUGAUAGGGAGUGCAGAGCUGAAAGCCAUCGUCUACGAGUUGUUGACCACAGUUGAGGAGCUUUAUGAGCAGAACGGUUACCACGGCUCCACAGAGAAGUUCUUCACUCUGGUGGAGAAAUGUGCCGACAAACGACCCGUAAUGUCUUUUCACUUUUCUCAUUUUACCCUCCUACACACUGCCGCCACUCUUCUAAUCCUUUCUUAUGUGUGUGUGUGUGUGUGUGUGUGUCAGGAUGCGUCAGUGCUGACCCUCAUUUCGUACAGGGCUCAGUCUAUUCAGCCAGCAAAGGACGGCUGGAUUCAGAGUCUUCACCGCCUCAUGGAGAAAUUCUUCAGGUAGAACGCACAAAGAAAUGAAAGCUACAAACUCAAACCCUUCAGUAAACAUCUUCUUGUAUAAUCUGUCUGCCCCUCUUUGGAAGUCAUCACCUCAAUUUUUUGUGUUGUGCUCUCUCCUCUUUACUCUUGUCAUCCUGGAAGAAACGAGACUCGCAGCGUGAUAAGGAUCAAAGUGCUUCACAUCCUGUCUUUUGUUCUCAGUACCAAUCGUCAACUUUACGAGGUUUUCACUCACAAACACACACACGCACAUGCUGAAUGACAUGGUCUUUUUGAUGGAGUUUUGUCUCAGUAACUUCUCACAGUAAAACUCAAUCUUUGGAUUUUUUCCCUUGUGUUCAAGGAUGAGUUGAUAGAAAUGGUGGUGAUCCCCCAGCUCAGUGGAAUAGCUGAAGAUCGGGACCUGGCCGUCAGGAAACAGGCUACCCAGCUUCUGGUGGACCUGGCAGAGGGCUGCAACACACACCACUUCACCAGUCUGCUGGACAUCAUAGAGCGGGUCGGGGAUACAUCCAGGAGCUGAUGUUCUCCAUCUCUUACCAUUCAGUAUCACUAAGUUUUGUCCCACGUAGCCAUGAUGAUACAAAAUCAGUGUUUUUUCUUCUUGGUGUAGGUGGCCAGUCGUUCUCUGGUGUGUGCAGGGCCCCUGGAGGUUUCUGAGAGAGACCCUACAGCAGAGUCUCCAAUGGAGGAUGUCAGAACUGCUAUACUAGGCCUGCUGGAAAUCCUGCAGGUACACACACUACCAUAAAGGUUCUCUGAAGGGAGAUUUAUUCGAGACUGUAUUUAUCUAAAGAAUAUUAAUUAGAUUUGAAGGACUUAUUAAAUCAGCAGCUGGAAAGAGGAAAAAAAAACAUGAAUCAAGUUACGUUUGCAUAAAUUCAUCUUAUAAAGCUUUCACAGAUAAUAAAAAAUUAUUACAUAAAGGUUCAUAUACCUCAAAGUUAUAGAAUACAUCAUAAAUAUAUUUGAAAACUCCUAAUGUUUAUGUGUUGACAAAAAAAGAUUCAUGAACAUAAUAAGUUGAACGCAAACAAAAAAAUAUGCUUUUUAAUCACGUUUAAGGUCCACUUACUUUUGUAAACAUCAGAAAUUAAAGCAUAACUUCUGUUUGGUAUCAUUCUAACUUUCCAUCGUCAUAUAAGGGGAAAAAAAAACCCUUUAUUUGUGCUGCAGUUCAAACUAUUUCUGAGGAGAAUUUGGGGUUAUUUGAGAUGGACUUGGUGAUAACCUUCGAUCUUUCUCUCUCUUGCCAGAGUAAACUUUACAGCCUACCUGCCACUCAUGCCAGUCGUGUGUAUGAGUUGCUGAUCAGUCACCUACAGCUUCACUACAAGAACAAAUACUGCUCAGCUAUUGCUUCCAGCAUUAGACACCAGGUAGGGGGGACUCAAAAGUCUUCUAAUGAAUGUGACCCCUAAUUUUUUUGUUCAUGUUUAUCAAACUCUUUUUUUUUCUCUGCUGACUUUCGCCCCUCCUCCUUCAGGUGUUUGACUUCUUCCUGAUGAUGCGUGCAGACUCUCUUCAUCGUCUUGGAGUCCCCAACAAAGACCGGGCCAUCAGGUUCAGCCCUUACUGCUACUGUGACACAGGGUGAGGGAGCACACAUACGUUUUUUGUCUACAGCUCUUACCUGUGUUGAAUUCGGUUUAAUUUUAAUCUGGAGUAAAUGUUGUUGUUUCAGGGAGCCAGAGAAACGUGUCAGUGAAAAGAAACCUGCAGGUUCGGCGUCUCCUCCUGCUGGCAGCCCUGCUCCUCCCACUGCCCCGUCUGCUUCAGCAGCCUCAGUACGCUCAGCUUACCUGCCCUAUGCACCUGCCUUCAGUGUCCUCCUGCAGUGUCUCAAAAUGGUACAUACAAACAGACUCUAUGUGCACAAAGACUGUGAAAAAACUACUAAUUGAGAAUGGUUAAUUACCCCUGUCACAGAUGAUAGACUUUAAAGACAAUAACUGGGAUUUUCCUGUUUUCAAGACAUUAGACUUGUAUUUUCUAUUUGUAGGAAACAGACUGGAAGGUGUUGAAGCUGGUUUUGGACAAGCUGCCUUGGACUCUGCAGUACAAAGUUCUGCUGCUCACAUCACCGUGUAGCUUGGAUCAGCUCUGUUCCACACUUUGCUGCAUGGUAAAAACGCAUAAACAAACAAACCUGUGUUAAGAUACCACAGUCCAUACACAUGUAAAAUGCACUUUGGUGCAUUAGCAAAUAUCCUCAUUUUUAUCUGUGUGCUUCAAGGUGACAGAUCGGCUGAUUUCAGAGCGCUUAAAGAAGCCUCCAGAAGGAUUUUCUCGCACUGAUGUUCAGCUGGCAGUGGUUCCUGUCCUCACAGCCAUCACUUCCUAUCAUAACUACUUGGAGCAGUCCAGACAGGUACAAAACACAGACUGUUGAAAAUUAGAGUACGACAACACAUCCAGGAUACUCAUACGCUGACUGAGUACUCGGUCAGGUGUUUUGAACCACACCGGGAAAUAGCAUCUCAAGACAUACUCACUCACUCUAUCGUUGAAAUGUAAAAAGCUCUUCCAGCUGAACUGAUGUUACCCUUCUUUCUCCUCCGCAGAGAGAGCUGGUUCAGUGCCUCGAGACCGGACUCAUUUACCGCUGUGCCAAGCAGUGUGUCGUUGCUCUAACAAUGUGUACAGUGGAGAUGCCCGACAUCAUGAUCAAGCUCCUUCCUGCUCUAAUUGUCAAGCUUACCCACAUCUCUGCAACUGUUGCUAUGGCAUCUCCUAUGCUUGAGUUCCUCUCCAGUGAGCACCCAAAGCUUUCUCAAAAAUAAUUUGUUCUUUUUUAAAAUGUUUGUUUUGUUGACAGACGUUCAAGGUUAGUUAGUCACAUCUUCUGUCACAGAGGCUGAACAAAAUGAAGUUGGCAAUCAAUGUUUUCUUUGUUUGUUUUUUUUUCAUAGCCCUGGUGCGCCUGCCCCAUCUCUAUGCCAACUUUGUUGCUGAGCAGUAUGUCAGUGUGUUUGCCAUCUCUCUACCUUACACUAAUCCUUCCAAGUAAGUGCACACAAACAUGCAAACUCAUGAGUAAUAUCUAACACAUGGUUACGCUGACCUUAUUUUUCUUCCAUUACUAUCAGGUUUAACCAGUACAUCGUGUCCCUGGCCCACCAUGUGAUUGCCAUGUGGUUCAUACGCUGCAGACUUCCCUUUCGCAAAGAUUUUGUUCAGUACAUCACAAAGGUUGGUGCUGGUUGCUCAUCCUUAUUUCUUUUUAUGUGUGACUUUCUUUUUUUUAUUUUGUCAUCAAACAUCAACACUAGCCACCUGCUUACACAUCUGUAUUUGGAAAAAUUCACGUUAUUUUUCUUUAUAUACAGCAGACUAAUGUACUCUUCCCAAUCUGAUAGAGACAACAUCUCUUAACAGGCAUCUUUCUCACUGGGAGUUACAGGAGACAGAAAACAGAAAUGAGUCUGAAUCCUUGAGUCUUUUUGUUAAUCUGACAUUACAAGACUUUCAUCGUAGACUCCAAAAGGUUACUGUUCCUUUCAGGCAACAGUCUUGCAAAAAAACAUUCUCUACAAAAUCAUAACUUGGUAGUUUUUACUCUUUUUUUUAUAUAAACUAAACUAUCCUUGAUGCAGAGCUGAGAUAGCAGUAUGCAGAAUUGUAUCAGUAUCCAAAUCUAAUGCUUUGUGAGCAAGCUCUUUGCUCUAUUAUCAAACUUUUCAGCUAUGACUGCUCACACAAUCUACAAUGGAUAUUUGUAACUUCAAAUUAUGAAAGAUGCCCUCCCUAACACCUUUUUCGUCAUUGCUAUGUUGUUGUUAAUUCUCAGUUGUCUUUAAUACUCUGUCAAUUGUGUGUCUCUGUCUUGAAACUCAUACCUCCCUCUGUUUUCAGGGUUUGCGCUCAAACGCCUUGCUGCCAUUUGAUGACAGUCAUGAACAAAGUUCAUUUCGUGCCCGAAGCACCAGCCUCAACGAAAGACCCAAGAGGUAAAGCAUCCAUACACACAAGCAGGUGCUGAUGUAAAAGACAGCACCGCACGCUGACCCUGUGGCCAUCGUGUCUGAGGGUUUGGGGUUGCCAAGGUAUCUGGGGACUCAGUAUGGCUGGUACAAUGGUUGGAAGACUCCUCUCAGGUUGCCAUGGUGGUCAUUAGUUCAUUUUACCUAUGGUUUAUGCUGUCUUACAUUUAUAAGUUUUGAUUUUUACCCACUAUUUGUUUCUCAUCUAAAAUUUAUUGACAAAGUUCUGACUGACAGGAAGUAGACAAAAUAACAUGUACACUUCUGUUAAAUAAUGCAAUCUGAGGGACAAGUCCUGCUGCUGAUGCUGAGAUUCAGUGUCACGUGGUUCAAGAGGUCUUGAUUUACCUCUGAGGGGAAACUGAGACAUACAUAUAUAGGUUUAGAGUGCAUUGUACAAUAUCGUACUGGGGUUUGUGCUACUUUGAAAAUAGGUAUGGGUAUAUAAACUGCAGUGACACGAGGACAGACCUAGAGGGUUUACUUUCUCUUGUCACGUCAUGCCAGAUUGACUGUUCAUAGCUGUAGUUACUGAAAACUUACACUGAACAAAAAGAGAAAUACACACUGUCUUUCACACAGAGGCGUAAGGAAGCUGAUCUCAGCAAGGUGUCAUUGUCAUGUGUGACGUGGUGUAAAUGUUUGUCAUCAUCUGUGUCUUUAUGUUCUGAAAAAAACAGUGCUAAUCACAUCAAAAAUAACUGAUUAUAGCGCUGAUAGAUGAUCACUAAAUGAAGGAGACUGAAUAGAGGCUGAGAUGACUCACCACACCGAGUCUGGACCAUCUCUAGAAGAUUUUAACUCCAUAACAUAUUUUUGUUGUAUUAAAUUAUGCCAUUAUCCCUGUGACUGGGCUCUGAAGUGUAGACGGAGAGUAAGCAACAAAUGUGAUCAAAAAAUUCUAUGAAUAGUCUUGAAUAGUUUUUGAGGCUUCUUCAAACCGUCAAAGUGGGCUGUCAGAUCCAUUACUUUGCGUCCCCCUCAUUUUGUUUUUGACUUUUUGAUCGACUAUUCACAGCAGCUUUUCUUUGACUGAAAUCGCUCCUCCCGUCCUGUCAGGAAAACAGUAAAAACAGCUCUUUUUUUCCCUUUAGUUCAAGCCUCCUGUUUUUGUUUGGGUCCCAAUCCUUGCUUUUUAAAUUAUAAAAAAACCUGCCAUUACCCUGGCUGUUAUUAACAGCUUUUGUACCAACACACAGCAUCUCUGCUUAUGUAGGUUUCUCCUGAUCUCCCACAUUUACUCACUUUCAGUGUUUCAUCUUGUGUUAAAUUCAUCCAGUGAUCUGUCCCUGUGCUGCUCAUCAUUUUCUGUCCAGUUGAGGCAAUGCAAGUCAGAAACUCUGUGAAUAAUAAGAUUCUAUCCUCUUGCAAAUACAUAGUACACCAUCAAGCACAAUCCCAAUCCAGGUCAUCCAAGUCCAUCACUGACUUUAAAACUCAAGACUUGCAAUUCCUCAACCAGAGGGUUUAACUAAGCAUUUCAUUUUCAGUUGUAUGUGUUAUUUUCUUGUGUUUUGACUCUCAUGAUUUCAGGCCUGUGCUGAGUCCAUCCCCACUAUUUUACUCUUCCUGUACUAGUCCUUGGCUUCAAGAUGUACCUGCUGUGUGAAAUAAUGUUUAUUUUGUUGCUCUCCUGAAAACUUUGUGUGUAUUUUCUUUUAUGAGUAGCAAAGCUAUAUUACCCUUUGCUUGUCUGUUUUUUCCUUUUAAGUUGAUGUUUGUCCUUUUUUGUCCUCUUAUUCUUCUUUCGCUCUCCUGUAAUCUGACUCAUAGUGUUCACUGCUGUUAAUUUUCACCUUGUUUUGUUUUUCUUUCAAUUCUUCAUUUGACUCCUCCCCUGCCUCCUGCGAUUGGGUGCUGCGUUGCGGUUGUGGUUUUUGGGGGGUGGUCAUGGUCAUCCUGGAUACUACCUACCUUGUUCCUGGCCCCUCCCUUCUCCUGUGACCCCUGCCCUUUGACCUUUGUUACCCCAUCCUCUGUACCCUGCGUGGCGUGUGUCCUUUGGUCACCUGCUCGUGUUGCUCUGGUGCUUGGGUGACGAAUCCCUGCUGUCUCCUGGUAUACCUGUACACACCACAUGCUGCCCCUGCACUCCCAAACCACACCACCCUCACGAUGACCCACCCCCUUACUACACACUACCACCAUAUCGCCAACCCGGGUCUGUCCCCCUCACUCUUCGCCAUGGGUAUUCAUCACCGCCCAGUCUGCGGGCAGCUAAAGUGGCGAAGGCAGCAUCAGCGGUAGCCAAUAGCAGCAGCUCUCCAGUUAAAGAGCUGAGGGACCUGUCAGCCAUGGACGCUUUCCGCUCCCGCAGCAUCAGUGUCUCGGAACAUGCGGUCCGCAGGUUAGAGAAGAGCCCUAUGGGUAACAAAACAAAAAAACAACCCAAACACUUGUUGCUUCCUCCAUGGGAUGGUUAAUGGGGUUUAGGGUCAUUGUCAUGUGGGUCCGUUUGGCUGGCGUUGGGUGGUUUUUGGGACACCUGGAGCAGGUGGUGCAUGCUGGAAGAAGGUUUGUCUGUUGACCUUUUGGUUUGUUUUGGGCUGCCAUCAUCCGUGUGCUGUUUUAGAUUUUGUAUCACUUGCUUUUGCAUGCAGCGUUUGCAGAUGACAUCAGAAAACCUUUUCCUUUUUUUUUCAUUUCAUUUCGUUCUAACAGAGUUUGCUGGUUUUUUAAUUUUAAUUAUUUUUGGUUUAAUUUGGUGUUUGGUUUGAUUGUAUUUGUUCUGUUUUGUUUUGUUUUGCUGGGUGUUUUGCUGAGUGUUUUUGAUUUGCUUAACAACAAAUGAAUGGCAGGAGGGACUGGUGUACAGCAUGCAUUUCCAAAGUAGUGGGAUCUUAUCCUGAUUGUCGACAACCGCAACCUACAACUCUGCCUCCCUUUUCCUGAGGGGAGGGCACCUCUGCCUUCUCACCCAGUGAUAGGGACAACAGCAACACAACUGCUUAGUCCGCUUGCUCUACAUCGUUUUGUUUUGCUCCACUCACAAACACACACACUGUGAUGCAAUGACCAUGGCAAUCUCCUAGUGUGGGAUUCAAGGACUAGCCGGGCUGAUUUGGAUUUUCAAAUGUUUGAUUACAGACUCUUAACUCUGGUAUCAUCACACACAUACUGUAUAUGCACAAUACCUGAAUUCUCAUCUUCACACCUCUGUGCUCGUCUUUGCUUGGCUGAUUUGCUGAUGGAGAUGACAGAUGUUUGAUCUGACAUUGCAGUUGUCAAAUAUGGUAGGAAUGCCACUGUGAUGCAUUUAUCUUACCACUGCUGCCCAACAGAUGGCAGUAAAGUAGCUUGAAUAUUUAAAAACACUGCAUACUGUAUUUAAUUUUGGAGUGAAGCAUGAUUCAAACUAAACAACUGCAGUGUAGAUCACUUAAACCUGCCAACAGCUACUAAAGGGCUGCAGAUCUGCUAGUCUCACCUCAUGGUAUCUGAGAAGAUACUUUUUGUGCUCAGACAACAUGACCAGGUUUUUAAUUUUAUUGGCUUUCAGACUUUUUUCGCCUAAAAUUAUUACUACAAAUGAUUUGAGAAACUACUUUAAAAUAGUCUCAUUAUUGUCAAACCUGUCAGCGUUAUUUUGAAUUGUGUAGAGCAAUUCAAUGAAAGAGGAAUCAGUGUGACUAAAAGACUAGGAAAGAGGCGUUUCAGUCAGAAGUUUUUGAGGUCAUGUUGGCUGGAGUUCAUUUUAGGUAGAAUUCAAGUGAGAAAUGACUCAUAUGUCCAUUGAAAGAACGGUAAGUGUCUUGUUCUAUAUGCACUCUGGGACUUGGUCUGAGUAAGACAUUUCCUCCAGUUCUUUUGGAACAGCACUAAGGAGUCUGCAUGACAGUAGCAGAUCAUUUCACCUCUUUCUCACUGCUUGCAGUUACUUUUGAAGUUAAACUAAUGCAGAUCCAAACCAGUAUAAACAAUACCUCCAUUUUUAAACACCCUAGUUGCAGUUAGUAAAGACAUGUAAAUUGGAUUAACAUCAGUUGAUACAUAAUAUUGUAGAUUUAUGAAACCUUGGCAUUGUUAAUUUUCAGCCUUGACAGAUUCUUCUCUUUCUCCUACUAUGACAUUUCGUCUUGGUCUGGGUCUUUAGUAAAAGCUGAAUAAUAGAUCCACAAAGAGCAGAUACCCCUCUUUCACUGUUCUGUCCUUUGCUCUAUCCCAAUUUUCUUUCACCCUUGUUAGUUUUUAUUUUAGUUUAUUUUUGUUGAACUUGGUUGUUAUUGAUUUUCCCAGGAGAGGUAUGGACACAGUCUGUCUGCCUUUCACUCUCCCCACUGUGCUGAAAACAGACAUCACAGUUGGGCUCAAAGUGGUUUUGUAAUUCACUCAUUUGAGUGUGUUUAUGUCCUAGACGCUUGCCAGUAUUUUAUUUAUUUUUAUUUAAUCUAAAACCUAAAUCUUCUCAGACAUAAUUGAGACUGAUGUCAUUAAUUGUCGCGGGCUUUUAGCCUGAUUUGCCGGCAGAGCAGGCACUGAUGGUUGUUGUGGAGACAAAGAGGUGCUGCUCUCUCAAAAGUGAAUACUAAUAAAGAGAUUUGGCUGCUGCAUAGAGAUUAACACACAGUUAAUCACAUUCACUAACACAAAGCCUUUACCUUGCUGAUUUGCUGCAUUCUUUUCAUUCACUUUACAGUACAACCUCACAAGCUAAAGUUGUGUUUUGCCUUCUGCACUGAGCCCAUUCACCUGAAGAAAAAUGAGCAUUGACAUCUUACAUUUCUUGAGACAACUUAAACCAUGUCCCAGCAUGUGCGUGUUUAUGUUGUUGUGCUUGAGAAACUGUCAAUUAUCUUUUUCAAGCAUUUGCUUAAAUACACACCCACGAGUUGAUGAGUGUGUGUGUAUAAAUGCUUGUAUUGCAUGUGAAAUAGCAAUGGAUAACACAUGAAUAUUGGUGCGUUUGUGUGUUUUUUCCUGAGGUGCUCUCCAUAUCCGGGUAUCAAAUCAUGCAUGUCUUUGUGUGCACUGAUUCAAAAUUAAUAUACAUGUGGAGCCUGUGUGCCUCCCUCUCCCUGCUUCACCCUUCUCCAUGCUGUUUAACCUCUUCUUUGUUUACCCCUGUAGGAUGCAUACCUCAACCACCACCUGCAGUCUGGGCUCUGCUGAUGAAAAUGCGGUGACACAAGCAGAUGAAGGGUUGAAGACGGUCCACCUAGAGCUCACAGAGACCUGUCUGGACAUGAUGGCCCGAUAUGUCUUUUCCAACUUCUCUGCUCUGCCCAAGAGGUUUGCAAACACUCUGCUUGUGUGAGGGUUGGCACUUCAUGAUGGUGAUAUGAAAGAGUUGAGAGACGAAGUUGUGAUAUCUCUUUUUCCCUUUUAGAUCUCCCAUCGCGGAGUUUCUUUUGGCAGGGGGUCGCAGUAUGACUUGGCUGGUUGGCAACAAGCUAGUGACCAUAACAACCAGUGGAGGGGUCAGGACCCAAGCGCUGCUGGGCCUGGACAUGGCUGAACGGCUUGGAGGUGGAGGGGAAAUGACAAGGUGAUGCCACUCACACAGAAAACGACCAAAGUUUUUUCACAUUUUUCGCCACAGUGACAGUGGGUGUGAAAGUCUGUGUGUCCAUAUAUUGAUUGGUCCACCCUGAAGGUCAAGUCUGAAAUAUCACAGCAGUUAUUGGACUGAUUGAAGUAACUGUUGGACAUUUUCUUCUCCCAGGAGGAAAAGAGUUGUUAAAUGACCAAAGAUUAGCCUCAUCAACAGAUUAACACUUCAGUUUGUUCAUUUAUUAGUUUGCUAGUUUGCAAAUCUUAGUAUGAAGGUGAACACGGUGUAAAUAUUUAAUCAGUAUUCUAUCAUGCUUUUAAACGCAUUUAGGAUUAAGUAUGUCUAAAUACAGCUAAAAUAUUUGUCGAGAUUUACUCUUGUUUUUUGUGCUUCUUUAGAUCUGAUCCAUCACUACAUACCCGAAUUACCAAAGAGGCUCCAGCCAAACUGGAGUCCCAGUCAAGCCAACAGCACAACAGAGCCACGCGCAUACGGGUUCGCUCCAUGUCAGGUAAGAGUUGUCAGCUCAUUGGCAGAUAUCAUUCAGCCCUGGCGCUUGGAGCACUGCAAUCAGUAACGGGUUUAUCCUCAUUAUUUCAAGACAGCACUGCUUUUUGUUUAAUGUUAAAUGAUGAUAAAUGCUCAACCCCACAAACAUGAAGCUCCGAAAUUCAGUUUGUGUAACGUCUUUUGAAUGGCAGUGUGAAGGGAGUUUCAGCUAGAUUGAAAUCAGAUAUGAUCAAGAAGCUUUUAUCCUUGGAGGCCGGCAGCUGUGCUUUCAUCUUUUCCACACUGUUUUAUCUCAUCACAUUUAGACCGUAAGCCACUCUACUCCAUCUUCUCUUAAUGCAUAUUUAAUUAAAAUAAUUAGUUAGGUUAUAUGUUACCUUGCUUUAGGGCUUUGGGUACAUUGAAAAUAAAAAAAUAAAACAAAUGAAGACUCCUGUAAUGUUAAGUGCUCUGUAUUUGUGUGUAUUGGUCACACAGAAAUAGGAUGUAAUUAAUGGCUUUUAUACAAUUCAAGUGUGGACUUUAAUGACGUCAGUCUUUGUCAGCCUUAGUCAGUGUGUGAUAUUUUUUCUUGCACACUGGGUGCCAAUCUUCUGUGUAAAGUAAUAAAAUACCUUGUCAGGAGCUUGCUGUGUCAGACUCUGAUUAAUGGAAAAAAUGAUUCAUUCUGUCCUUGUUCGUCCCAGGUGGUCACGCUCUACGUGCCGGUCCUGCUCAGAGUCUCAGUCCUCUAGUGUCCCCCUCUGAGGGCGAAUUAGCUGCUCCGCUCUCUCCCCCCUCGAGUUCUAACCUAGAUGGCCUCGGUCCUCCGUCCUCCGCCUCUGCCACCCCGUCUGCUCCCCAGCCUCUCAAAGACAACCCCAGCCUGGCUGAGUUUGUCCCCAUGCUCACACAGGGCUGGGCAGAGAUCUUCAUACGGAGGCCCUCUGGUAUGCAACAAAAAAAAAAAAAACCUUGUGUGAUACUGACCCAGUGGCAGCAGAAACAAACACUAAAAGUUACAGUAUGUUAGAAGUCAGCUUUAUUCCUGGUGGUUUGUUUGCGUUUGCACGUCUAAUUCUUUAAGUUUUCUCUUAACAAACAUCUUUUUCUGUCGAUCUGUCCCUCCAGGCAACACGAGCUGGCUGAUGUGUCUGGAAAACCCGCCUAGUCCUUUCUCCUCUGAACUUGGCAACAUGCCACUGCAGGAGCUCUCCAGUGUCCUCAUGGCUAUGGAAGGUGUGAAAGAUCCUCCCACCCAAUCAGCCAGCGCCCCUGCCAGCACCGCUGCUCCUGCACCAGCACCAGCACCCGCCCCUGUUUCUGAACCUCUUACCCAAACACACAGUAACGUUGGAGGCAAGGCGAACCUAAUCCAGCGCUCAAACACAGGUGAGUUACAGUCCCAGAGGAGGGAGUUGAAAAUUUCCUGCACAAGGUGUUACUUUGUUCCAAAAAAUUUUAAUCAUCCAAGUGUCCAAAAUUCAUUGCAAAACAAAAAAGCACUUAAGAAGUUGAUUUGAGGCCGUUGUUUGUUACACUUGAAUACUGCUCUUCUAUCUGCCUGACUGCCUGCAUUUGAGCCAAAAUGCCUGAAAAUCCUCAGUUUGAACCUGAAGGUGAUCAAUAGGCUAGCUUGGAUUGUCACAGAUCACUGAUUUGACACACAGUUUUUUUUUUUUCUUGGCAUUUUCUUUUUCUUUUUUUUUUUUUUUUUUGGUUGAUGCCAGUUCAUUAAUCUUUUUUCAUUGCACAUGGGACUCAACUCACCUCCGUUAUUUAUCUUCAUUUUUUCUCUUUACCUCGUCAACUCAUCUUUUUUCCACUCUUUCAUCCAACGUUUUUUCUUUUUCUGUUUGCUUUCUGAUCAUUUUAUUUCCUUGUUCUAAUGUUUUCAUCUUUACCUCCAUGCUGGUUUGCGAUUGGUCUGCACGGUCUUGUGUGGUGUCAUGUGCCACCGACCUGUCUUCUGGCGUCCUGCCUGCAGUUGGCGGCUCUCUCUGGUCUCUGGGUUUGGGCUCUGCCCCCCUAGGCCCUCCAGCCCCUGGCAGGCUGCACAGGAGCAUUUCCUGGGCAGGUACUAUCCACCUCAUGUGUGCCCCCCCUCCUCCCCUGGGAAGAAAAGUCCUGGUGUAGUGUAUUUCUUCUUACUUGCACAAUGCAAUGGUCUGGGAGCACCAACUGGAAGUGAUAUUUGAUUAAAAAACCCUGACAUGGUGACUAUUUCUCUGAAAGUCAAAACAUUUUAAUGAAUUCAGUCAAUAGUUUAAAGGUAUAAUUUUACAUUUUCAGAAUAUUAAUUUUUCACUAUUUUGAUGAGAAAAUGAUAAAUCUCUCAAAAUGUUCAAGAAGAAGCUGCAACCAUUAUCUGCCAGCCUGCUUAGUUUGCAGCCACUGAAACAGGAGAAAACAACUAAACUAACUCUUUAAGUCUAAAGGUAAAGAGAGCAAAUAGGUAAUGGCUUGACUGAUAGGCAGGAAUUUUUGUUAAUCCUAUUUAUUUCAAAUCACGUCUUCUUGAGAACAGCGUGUUGUUGGUUUCCAUAAAUGUUUAUGUACAGGGCUUCUUUUUGGUCAGGGUGUUGCAAUCAUCUUCUCCUGGCCGCAGCCACAUAGCUGACCAGCUCAAGAACAGGUCUAUUUCCCAAAAUCCUCAUCUGUUCUUUGAAGUAUGUGGUCAGCCAUACAGGAGCUAAACUCUGUCCUGCACAGGGGUUUCUCAGUGGUGCAUAAGACCUGAUGGUUAAUUUUUGAAAAUUGUGCAAGUGAAGGAAUUCAGAAUUUCUGUUUCACCUAUUAACACUGGGAGGGAGGGAUGGUCCUCUGCUAGCUCUGCUGAGAACAUGCCUGCACUUUAAUCAAUCAGUCCUAUGACGCCUUAAGGGGUAUCAUGAUUUUUUUAUUGUGAAGUCUUCCCAGUGAUUUGUAUUUCCUCCUAAUCAUCUUUUAUAACUCAUAGAAAUAUACUCCCAGGUUCACCUUUUAACCUCUGACCUCCUGAUGUUGUCAACAGAAAAGCCCAGACCUCAUCCAGCUACUAUACGCUUCCUUGCCUUACUGAGAGUCCAGUAGGGUGAUGAAGAAAGGUUCAAAACUGCAGUUUUUUUGGGGGCAACAAUGUGAGGGAGACUUGACAGAGACUCCUGUCAAUAAGUGUAGGGUGGGCUUCUUAUUGGGGACAUUCCAGGUCUGGGCUGCUGUUGUGUCUUUUGGCCAAGAUAACCAACCAAGUAGAUGCAUGCAUCUUGAUGGAAAAAUCAAACCUAGAUGGAGCAGCAAUGGAUAGAUGCUGGCUGCAUUGAUCUGUCUUUGUUUUGAUCUCAGUGUAGUAGGCUGGAUUCACUGAAGGUCUCAAUCGGGAUGUCUCUUCAUGUGCAUAAUGUGUUUUUAUGUGCGUAUGCCUGGCUGCCUUUGAAUUGGCUUGAUCAAUAAACAUCCAGCUAAUUCAGUUUCAUGUUACCAUGAUUAAUUAGUCUUAUUGUUCUCCAGAUUUCAGAGGGAAUGUGUGUGAAGUGUUGAUGUAAAAGUGACCACUGACUGACAGCUUUGAUGGCAUCUUUGAUGUUUGUUGCAAGAUUCUCACAUCUGUGGAUACUAAUUGUGGACCACACUGUCAUGUGUGUGUGUGUGUGUGUGAGAGAGGAGCGUUACAAGUUUUCUUUGGGUGUGUGUAUCAACUCUUACCAUACACGGUUGUUGCCUUAUCCUCCCCUAGACUCUGUUGUUGUGCUGGAGGAGACCUCAGGGGUCCCCACGGCACACACCCCAUCUGAUUGGCAAGAGAGUGAAGAGUUUGAACCGAUGACAUCUGACCCGAUCUUCAUGUCUGCAGACAAGUUCACAAAGAUCCCGCCCCCUGGGAUGCUCAGCAGGGUGGGUGAUUUUUUUUGUGUGUGUCUUUCAACAUCGCAUGUUAUGAAUAUUCAACCAGAAAUCAUUAUACCAUAUUAAAAUACACACCAACAAAUUUAAGUCACAUGGUUUGCAAUGGUGAUACUUUGAUGUGGACACCUUCAAGGUGUGAAAACAAAGUUUGUGUUUAUCACAGCAGCUCAACCACCUGUUGCAUUUGAGUAAAAGCUGAUAGUAAAAUUAAAAAUAAAAGCUGUUCCUCUUCGAUACUGACCUUCAAUGGUAGACAAUCUCACAUGUUCAGAAUACUUUCUAAAUUAGUGAUAGUAACUCAAAACCACGUUUGCAAAAAAGCUUAACCAAGUGAAGCAGUCUAUCGCAUUCCAACAUUAAUUUUGUUUUUGAAAAACUAUUUCUCCAGUCCUCCUCAACCUCCAGUCAAGAUGAUGAAAAGUCAACACUGGAAGAAGUAAGUGAGGGAGCAAUUCCAAUUGAUCAGCCCACUGCAGGACCUUCCACCCCAGGCAGCCAGGGGCCUGACCUGCCCUUCCAGACCCAUCCUCAGUCCCAAGGUCAUGGACUCAACAAAUCCAGCUCUUCUCCUGAGCUUCAAACCUUACCUGAAGCCUUUUCUAAGGCAGCUAUGGAGUCUGAGACGACCCCUGGAGACACUUUAUGGCCAAAAGCACCUUUGGACAGCAAGCCUCAGCCCCAGCAGCCUCAUGUAGAGAAAGAAAAGGUGGAAGGAAGCACAGGAGGGGAUGUCAAUGGCCUUACAGGUCAGGGUCAAGGGGGAGAAGGCCCAAGUGUUUUGCCAUCUCAAAGCGGAGGAGGGGCAAGGAUGAAGUUGGAGUUUCCUGCAGCAGCACCACAACCUGGACCCAUCUCUCCCAGUGGAGGUCACCGUCCGCGGGGCCACACCAUCUCCGUAUCUGCCCCUUCCUCCAGGAGGGAAAGAAGGACAGAGAGGGACUCAUAUCACAGUAGACCCGGACCAAGCAACACAGAGAAGAUCUCCGGACUGAGCCCCAGGUACUGCUAUGGUCUUUUGUUUAUUUUGUUUAUAUGUUUGAUUUGUCUCUUUUUAUUUGGACUUUUCAGCAUUUAUCUAUGAGCACAAUGCCUGUAAGUCACCAAUCAUACGCUUUUUUUUUUUGUUUAAAUGAUUGUGUUUUUCAGUGUUCUGGUUAAAACAAACUCCCAAUCUAUCCUGUCGCCCUUAGUUUUGUCUUCCUCCAGCUGUACCACUCCCCCUUUUUUGGAAACGAAGCCAACAAGCCACUGCUGUUGCCCAAAACUCAGGUGAGUUUACCUCUGUGGCAAACCAGGAAGCUCUCGCAGUGCCUUUGUCAGAUACGUUCAUUGUGUUUAUUCUCUGCUGCAGGUGAUUGACCGUGCUGUGAAGGUCCUGGACCAGAUGCCUCCAUAUGACACCCAUAAGAUUGGAGUAGUGUUUGUAGGAGCCAGUCAGGUGAGAAAACUAUAACUUAAAUUGCUUGCUUAACUGAAUCUUCCAGGUCUUGUUUAUCCUUUACUCAACCUUCACACUUGUAUCCCCUUCUCUGUCCUCAGGUCAACAAUGAAGUGGCCAUUCUGUCCAAUGAAUAUGGAUCCAACCGUUAUGCUGCCUUCCUCACAGGGCUGGGCAAAUUAAUCCACCUCAAAGACUGCGAUCCUGACCAGAUCUUCCUCGGAGGGCUAGACCAGUACGGCGAUGACGGAGAGUUCACUUACUGCUGGCAUGAUGACAUCAUGCAGGGUGAGCUUGAAACAGCGCUGUAUUCACGGAAGUUUGUUUUCUCACCGUCAGUCUGUGUUUAACACCUUCCUGUUUCUGCAGCUAUCUUCCACAUCGCCACACUGAUGCCAAACAGAGAGAGCGACAAAGGCUGCUGCAACAAAAAGCGCCACAUUGGCAACGAUUUUGUGAUGGUGGUCUACAACGACUCGGGGGAGGAGUACAAACUUGGCACCAUCAAGGUACAUGCGAGCACACCCACACACACACAUGCACACAGUUAUGGAAAUCAAGGAAAUUUUUAGUGUAGAGUUUCAAAUUGAAUUCAAACCUUUUACUUUUUCCUCCUUUUAGGGCCAGUUUAAUUUUGUGGAGGUGAUUAUUAAGCCUCUGGAUUACGAAUGCAAUCUGGUUACCCUCCAGUGCCGCAAAGGUGAGCUGAUCAAAGUGUUUUCUCUUGCACUUGUUGGUGUUGCCACAUAUUUUUAUUGUCAACCUUUAUUUAAAUCUUCUCUAAGUAGUUUUCAAUGGGUUGUGAAACAAAUCAAAAUCAACAGUUAUGUCUCAGUUAUACAAAAAAACAAACAAAAAAAAAACAAUCAUCAGUAACGAGACUUCUAGUUUCUGUUUUCAGAUUUUUUUAAUGCCUAAAACCACUGUAAGUGGAUUGGUGGACUAGAUGGUUCCCAGGAUGCUAAAGAAAAAGGCCUUCCGUAACUUUUCUAACAGAAAAUAUCGUCAUUGAGGGACACAUUUGACUGUUAAAAGAAAAUUAAAGUUACCUACAGUGGUUUUAAGCCUCAAAAGUCAUCAAGGUUUCCCUCAUUUAUAGUGAUUUCAAAACACAGAAAUGCACACCGAUCACAGACAGACAGACCAGAAAGAGCAAUGCUCAGUAAAAAUACUUGCCCACUGAGAUGAAGUGGUUCGAGAUAAUCGACUUGAAAUAUCAAGGAGAAUAAAAGCAUUCCUCUUCAGAGUGUGAGGUAGAAAACUCUGCCUAUUAGGAGCACAAAAACUAAUAUAUAAGAUAUAAAGGCUCAGAGUGACUUGAAGAGUGGGACAGUUAGUCGAGUGAGUUUGAUUGAGUCGAAUGGUUGUGUUCUGCAUAGAUGUUAUUAUGUUAGACGGUGAAUAUCAGUAAGGGUUUGAAGGGCAAGAGUUUAUCUCACCUCUGUGCAGGAGAAGCCCAGCCAACUUUAACCCUUUUAAAUACAGCUUAACAACAAAGUUCUACCGUCACAUUGCUUUGUGCUUUUGUAUCGAUCCAGCAUGGUAAUAUUGGUAUUUUACUCUGUGUUACUGUGUUGAAGGAAGCAUGAGAGGGAAACACAGUGUGAGCUCCUCAAACACACACACACCAACACACAAGACUUGCACAUACAGCGCAGUUUUUCCCUGCCUGCUCUAGUAGCCGACUGUGAUUCUGUCUUGCCUCUUUAACAAUUUGGUCACUACUCAGCUGAAAAUAGCUUUCACGCAUCCAACUCAUACAGUAAAAAUGCGACAAGUUACAGAUAAACCUCUGUUGACGUACUUGCAUGCCACAUUAUUUGCCAGUGUACAGAUGUCUGCGGCAGUAUCAGCCGACUCAUUGGUGCGUCUCUUAGUCAAACACAAUAAUCCAAAGUGUCUGAAUGUGGAGACUGCGGUCAGCUGUAACAAAAGCUUUUGACAGGCCGUAUAAACAGAAGCACAGUUCUACCUCUUAAUGCCAGAGUCAAUGUUAACUCCUGACUGCAGAUAUGAUGAGUCUGCAAAGGAUCAGACUGGUGAGGACUUAAGAUUCAGUAUUAUCUGACACAUUUUUAAGCUAGUUUUAGAAGUUUUGCCAGACAGGCCAGUUUCAACUGAAGCUGAUAAUUAUUAGGAUCCUUACAGGUUAUCUCUGGCUUUAAGCAGUUUUCAGAUGAGGGUAGUUAUAUUAGAAAAAAAAAGCAUAGAUAAAAACAUGUCUCAUUUGCACAGUGAUAAAAGGAGAGGAGAGAUCAAGUUUGUCAGCUCCAGUCGAUUUUAUAUUUAGCUUAUUCUUAAGGAGAACUUUAUCUCUUACUUGAAACUUUUCUUUUGCUUUUCUUUUCAGACCUGGAGGGAUUGGUAGACACUACUGUUGCCAAAAUUGUUUCAGACCGCAACCUUCCUUUCUUAGUCAGACAAAUGGCUCUUCAUGCGAAUGUAAGUCUCUUUCUCAUCCCUUUCUUUCAUACUUUGUCAAACAUGCACACACUUUCACAUUUUGUACUGUCAUCUUAAUCUAUCUGCAGAUGGCUUCUCUGGUGCACCAGUACAGAGCCAACCCUUCCGAUGCUUAUGCAUCUAAGUGGUUAGCAAGAUUACGACACAUUAAGAGGAUCAGGACCAGGGUAAGAGGACGCAUAAAGAAUAAUGUGUUUCUUUUAAAUUACUUUUUUACUUGCAUCUGUGUCCUAUCAUUAAUCCAUCUUGCUGUCUCUCUGGCUCAGGCCCAGGAGGACAUUCAGUCUCGUUCAACGCCGGGAAUAUCGCUGACCCAAGGGCAUAAUCAGAGCAAGGCGUUCCAGCAAAGCGCCCAGGCAGGAAACCCAGAAGCCUCUGGGCAAAGGAAAAGACUUGUUUCCACUGUUGAUGAUUUCACAGAUUUUGUGUAAUUUUUUUCUCAUCCUGGCAGACUCACACCACCUCAGACACACACACACACAUGCUUUGCACUUUGCAGAACUAAUUUUAAUACUUCUCAUCUGCAACACAAGAAGAGUACAGGCACAAACUGGGAGCCACGUUUCCGUCAGUCUGCCCCAAGGCAGCUGUGGCUGCUAAGGUAGUCACAGCUGCCCGUCACACAAAGAUGUGACUGUGUGAGCGAGUGAAUGCUGUAUCCAAUUUAAAGCGCUUUGAGGGUCUCUGUUAUAACAGUUGUACCGACACUACUUUUGGGAGCAGAAGCGUUUGUAUGUAAAUAUGUGUGUGGAAUAAAAAGUAAACUUGGCAAAAAGA
This is a messenger RNA of Xyrichtys novacula (pearly razorfish), 27828 nucleotides long. The record is from the annotation of a GenBank genome assembly. Lineage: Eukaryota; Metazoa; Chordata; Actinopteri; Labriformes; Labridae.